AUGUCCAGUGCUCGUGGUCAUACGCAAUCUCUUAAGUAUUUUCCAGAUCACCUUCACGUUGAACCGGGUGUGGUUGCGGAAUUUGCGAUCAUUGCGGGUUUCCUUACUGCACUGGAGAGUACGUUUGGACUGACAAAUUGGGUGCUCGCAGCUUCAUGGAUCGGGUGCAUAAUUGCGGGCAUCGCAGGAGGUUGCAUCGCACUAGCAUUUUUCCCGUUUGGGGUAUUUCUGGCGGGUACCAUGUUGACUUAUGCGUUCACCUCGUCGCUUCCCUAUCGCGUGUUCCCGGAUACACCCAACACUGCUCUGGACGUUGUCGUAAUGCUCCUAGGCGGCAUCUUGGCGUGGCUGCUAGUACAGCCGUUUGUAAUUAUUGCUACCAGUCUUAUGGGCUCGAUCGCGGUCAUUUGGGGCAUUGGUUACUUUGCCGGCAAGUACCCGACCGAUGACGAUAUUGAACAUUUCCAUGUGCAUGAAAAGAACUGGAGGACGUGGAUGAUACGAAGUCCCAGGAUCCUGGUGGGUGUACCUGGCUGCGAUACUGCUGCUGUUUGUAGUCGGAAUACUCAAACAAGCUCGCGAUGCUAA
Molecule: messenger RNA, 588 nt
Organism: Peronospora matthiolae
Lineage: Eukaryota; Oomycota; Peronosporomycetes; Peronosporales; Peronosporaceae
Source: the annotation of a GenBank genome assembly